Neurospora tetrasperma FGSC 2508 is the source of this 1069-nucleotide messenger RNA. RefSeq lists its product as uncharacterized. NCBI's taxonomy places the organism in Eukaryota, Fungi, Ascomycota, Sordariomycetes, Sordariales, Sordariaceae. The record is from RefSeq and is a predicted model, not a curated record. The coding region runs from base 121 to 513 and encodes 130 amino acids. Gene Ontology annotation, cellular component: mitochondrial outer membrane. The transcript has 2 exons. Gene Ontology annotation, biological process: mitochondrial outer membrane translocase complex assembly; protein insertion into mitochondrial outer membrane.
CCCAUCAUUCCAUUCCGCCCUUGCGACGACGGCUUCCUGCGAUAGUCUCAUCCACCAACACUGCGCUUCCACCACCCGCCUUAUACCGUUCCCUUGUCGCAACCGCCUCCAACCAUCACCAUGUCCGCUGAGGAGAUAUCGAACCCGUUGGCCGAAUCCGGCGUCACGAUCUCGUCAGACAGCGAGCAGUAUUCGGCGCCCGAAUCCGCAUCACCCCAAUCUCCAUCGUCCUCCUCCCCCGCCGUCGUUCUGUACCAGCCACCCACUGUCUGGUCGCUAUUCCGCAGCGCCGUCAUCAACCUAUUCCUCCCCUUUGUCAAUGGCAUGAUGUUGGGAUUUGGCGAGCUCUUUGCCCACGAAGCUGCGUUCAGGUUGGGAUGGAGCAAUACCAAAGUCUUCCCCGUCAGCAGGCGAGACGCGCGUCCUAUCGGCCCCGGUGUCGAAGUGGUCGAGAGGCCGAGGCGGAGAGUGGACUUGGAUGAUCACUUGGAUGACCUGACCAGCUUGGAGUGAUGAGCGCGUUGUCUUCCGCGGGUCACCCAGCGCAACGACAUAAAGCAACCACAGAACUGUCCGGCUGCAGGGCCGAAACUCGAACCAAAUUCUUGAUGAAACAUCAAAGGGCGAGAUAGACACUUAAACAGCGCUGCUAGCCAACGCAGCACAAGGGACUCCGUUCGGGUUCUGUGUGCAGUCACACUCCCUCAUUACGACGGCGCCAAACUGAAUCUUGGAGGGCAUUCGUCUGACUGGAAACGAGCAUUGGUCAGGAUAUCACAGGCGACAUCUUGGAGCAGGACGAGGGGGGAAGAGAAUUGAGCAUCCAAUUUACAUACUGCUCUGGGCUGCAUAUAGCAAACACAGCAGACUGCUAGCAGGCGUCAGGGAUACAUGCUUUCCGGCAGCGACUGCAGCGCUAGGAGAAAUAAAAACUAUGGUAAAGUGUACAGUAUUCAACGCUCCAACAACAGCAGAGUUUUCUGCUUCUGGUCUGCCCCUCAAGGUCAGGUACUUUCAUACAUAUAUAUAGAUACAGAUACACUACCAAUUGAGGACCGUGAUGGCCAGG